This is a messenger RNA of Lactuca virosa, 704 nucleotides long. The record is from the annotation of a GenBank genome assembly. Lineage: Eukaryota; Viridiplantae; Streptophyta; Magnoliopsida; Asterales; Asteraceae.
AGACCAAUAAGCUUCAAUAGAGUUCUCUGUCAAAUCAGGUUGUAUGGGCUUUUGUUGUCGAGCCUAGAUGUCACAAUAUUGGAUAGAAAGAACACUUCCCGAUGCCAAGAUCAGAAACACCUAGAAUAUAGUCAUGGGUAUUCUGAAAUUGAUGCCCCAAACUGUUGGCUUGUGAGUAUCUUCAGUGAAUUAUAUAAACCAGAAUCCCUUCAUGUUUUCUUUUCAUUCCAAUUUUUCCGAUCUCACUAUCACUGCCAAUGGCAUCAUCUGAUCUCAAAUCAGCCGCGUUACUGGACCAGAUGAAGACCCACUUCUCUACCGACGCCGGCAAAGCCCUCACCAAAAAAAUCGGACUUGUAUAUCAAAUUCACAUCGCUCCCAAGAAAAUGGGAUUCAACGAGGAGAUUUACGUCGUCGAUCUGAAGAAAGGAGAGGUUACUAAAGGCGCAUAUGAAGGAGGAAAACCAGAUGCCACCUUUUCUUUCACAGAUCCGGAUUUCUUCAAAAUUGCUACUGGAAAAAUGAAUCCUCAAAUUGCUUUCAUGAGAGGUAAAAUGAAGGUGAAGGGGAGUUUGAGUGCAGCCCAGAAGUUCACUCCUGACAUCUUUCCUAAACCCUCAAAGAUGACAAUGUUGUUAAUGUGUAAUGGUGUUGAUUAUGUUUCAUGUGAUUCAUUUAUAGCAAUGCCAAUUGAUCCACAAUAG